UGACGCCGCUGCAUGCUAAAUUAACUGGACGCAGCCAUCAAGGGACGCUUCUCGCGCUCACCGCCGGAGCUCACAGUGCAGUAAAUAUGGCAGCAGAGAUCUCCACGUCUAUAAACAUCAAGGAGCCGCGGUGGGACCAGGCGACGUUUGUAGGUCGUGCCAAGCACUUCUUCACCGUCACAGACCCCAGGAACAUCCUCCUCACCAAUGAGCAGCUCACGCACGCACACAAGAUCAUCACGGACUACAGGAAAGGCGUCGUGUCUCCCGGGCUGACAGAGGAUGAGCUGUGGAAAGCCAAAUACGUGUUUGACUCGGCCUUUCACCCCGAUACCGGGGAGAAGAUGAUCUUGAUUGGCCGCAUGUCAGCGCAGGUUCCAAUGAACAUGACCAUCACUGGAUGCAUGAUGACGUUUUACAAGACGACUCCAGCUGUGCUCUUCUGGCAGUGGAUUAAUCAGUCUUUCAACGCUAUAGUUAACUACACCAACAGGAGUGGUGACGCUCCCAUCACAGUCAGUCAGCUUGGCACAGCUUAUGUGUCUGCCACCACAGGGGCAGUUGCCACCGCUCUAGGACUAAAUGCACUAACAAAGCAUGUUUCGCCUCUGAUUGGACGGUUUGUGCCGUUCGCUGCUGUAGCCGCUGCUAACUGUAUCAACAUCCCACUGAUGAGACAACGAGAACUUAAGCACGGCAUUCCCAUCACAGAUGAGAACGACAACAGACUAGGAGAGUCAACAAAAGCGGCACAGCAGGCUAUCUCUCAGGUUGUGGUCUCCAGGAUCCUCAUGGCGUCUCCAGGAAUGGCCAUUCCUCCAUUUCUAAUGAACCAUUUGGAGAAGAAGGCCUUCCUGAAGAGGUUCCCAUGGAUGAGUGCACCCAUUCAGGUCGGCCUGGUGGGAUUCUGUCUGGUGUUUGCGACUCCCAUCUGCUGUGCAUUGUUCCCUCAGAAGAGCUCCAUGUCAGUUAGCCGCUUGGAGCCCGAGCUGCAGGAGAAAAUCCGGGCCGACCACCCGGGAGUGGAGAGAGUCUACUUCAACAAAGGUCUAUGAGUGAGCAGCGCACUCCACCAAACACUGCCAUAACACAGCUGCAGGCUGGCUCCUCACCUCUCGACUCGCCCUACUCCUCAUCCAGUGUGCCAAAAAGUUAGGUCUGUGUCUCCUCAUUUUCCACCGUUCAGAUCUGAUCUGAGGACUCCCUCUCUCAAGCUGUCUCUCUGAAAUCAAAUGUUUGCUUUUGUCAGUGUGAUUCUACUGUAAAUUGCUAUUUUAUAUGAUUGGUUGAGAUGACAAGUGUGAUUUAUAUCACAAAGGUUAAGUGGUCUUUUAUUUUUCAGUGCAUUUUCCUCGAAUUGGUCACUUUAUCGUGUGUUGCCAUUGUAUAAUUUUGACACCCUCUCUUACCUGAGGGUGACAGAUAUUGCAUUAUUUUUGAAUAUGGUCAUGUCGUGACAUUUAUUAGUCAGCGACCUCCGCAGUUCAUACAUUUGCCAAAUAUCUACAGUAGUCCAGGUCAUUUCAAAGAACUCACUCACUUUAAUUCACUUUAUUUUUGCAAAUGGGUGACAUUCAGUAAGCCUCGUGGCCUCUGGACAUCUGAAAACAAUUCUCCAGGGAUCCACUCAAUAAAAUGUGAUGCUCUAGUGGUAAUGGCAGCCAUUGAGGGGCCAACAUGGUGCUAUUUGAUGUCUUUAUAACCAGUGUUUAUCGUACUACCUAUUCUGCAAACACGCACGAACAAACCACUCCAAGCGUUUCUGUAUAUUUUGUGGUCACGUCAAGGGUACGUUCAAAAGAAUCCAGCAGUGACCAGAUCAGAAACGUCAUUCACGAUCAUUUCAGAUAAAAACAACAACAACAAUAAUAAAACACCAGCUCUCAUUCACGAUCUCCAGUUUAAACAACAAUGAAAAAGCCUCUCUGGGUGAAAGUUAAUCAGGAAUUUCAGAUGAUGAUAUUUGAUCAUGCUCAUUCACGCCUUAGAGAUUAGUAUGGAAUCAGCCUUCUGAAUGCACCAUCAUCCACAGUAUUACAUUUCAGUUGCUGUUGUUUGUAAGGUUUAUAUGUCAAUUCGUGUGCGAUGUGAAGUAUUGGGGGACAUCGGGGUAAAUGAAUUGCAUUGAUCUUCAUGACUUGUUAUAUCUUUCUCCUCAUUUGGACUUUUAAAGGAAUACUUCACCGAUUUGCAUGUAGCUUUGUAUUACUAGAAUAAGGCUAGUAUUGUGAAAAUUGUGCUUCCCAACCUCUGUUUCCCCUGACUUUAUUCGUCUUUCUUUGUUACGUGGCCACCAGUGACACUUGGUCCUGUUAGCGUAACUGCUAUCAAAGAUGGCGGACACUGUUUACAUUCUGGGAAUGAUGUCCCUUCCCUCUACGAGUGGGUCUAAAAACUGCGGAAUUUAGCGCUGCAGUUUCAAGCCUCGGACCAAGUGUCACUGGUGGGCACAUUCCGCAUUUUUAAGAUGGUGCCUCACUCCCAGAAUGUAAACAGUGCCCGCCAUCUUUGCUAACAGUUGCGCUAACAAGGUGGGCAGUAACACAGACAAGAUAUUUCUCAACAUAUGGGAAACUGAGGUUGGGAAGCACAAUUUUUUCAAAAAUACUAGCCCUAUUCUAGUAAUACAAAGCUAUUUUUUUCAUCCUGUAGAAGAUUAUAAUGCAGAAUGUCUUUGGGAGAAUGUGGAGCCUCUCAGCUAAAAACCUUGGAUCUUCAACAAACCCCUGCUUUAAGGGAGAAACGAGUCAUUACAUGCAGUCACAUCGGCACAUACUUUUAGGGCCCCGUCCACACGGAAACGGGUUAAGUGAAUGCACAUCAUUUAUUUUUUUGCCAGAGAGGCGUUCUGUCCACACGGAAACAGUGUUUUAGGGGACAGGAAAUGAUACUUUUUGUCCGAGUAGGCAGCGAAUACACUACUUUAGGAAAACGUGUCAUGUGUUUAGAGAUUGUUAGACACUAGAUAUCACUAGAACACGUCUGUAAAGUCUCUACAUAUGCACACGGAAACAGCUCAAAAUGUAAUUUUCUCAGUUCAUUCUAUCUCUGUUGCGUUUUGAAUCAUUUCAGGGAUAUUUCCAGAAAACGACGCCAUCUUUACGGGGCGAUCUUUUUUUAACACGGCAAAGAAAAAAGAUUGUUUUCCUUUCUUGCCAUUUCCAUGUGGACGUGGCCUUAUUCGUGGCCUGGUUCAGUGUGAUGCUGUGACUGUAAACUCUUGUCACAUCAGCCAGUGUUUUAGAUCACAUUCAUCCACAAGUCUGUGUUUCCUUAACAGCCGCUGUAUUAAACUGCACAUACUGUAGGUAAUUAUAGUCCAGGUUCUUAUCAGAGAGAGACUAUACAAAGUGUACCAGAUUUAUCAAAAGGCAUCUUUAAAUCAGGGAUUUGAGUGAAACAGAUGGACUGAAGUCACAAAUCUCAGAAUAAGUAUUUCAACCUUUUGAUUAUUUUAAAUAUAGCUGUAUGUUGAAAUCAUUAAGUCCAAUUCAUGCAAAUGUUUACAUUUUAAUUUUUUUUUUUCCAAAACAUGAAAUGCUUGUGAACAUCGGUUUGAUUUUCAGUGCAUUUUUUUGCUCAUUGUGGUCUGUGAUUUCCGUGAGGUGUUAAGUGUUUAAUAUACUGUAAAUUGACUUAAAUAUAAAUAUAUAUAUCAAUGUUGCUGUCAAAGUGUCUAUUUCAGGUGAUCUGUGUGUUCCCACAGAGAUUCAUUAGGGGUUGAAGCUGAUCUGUAGCUGGUUCGAAGUGAGCAACGUGAUUCUAGGUGACUGAAUGUAGCAUUUUUCCAAAUACAGCUGUUUUGUGGUACCUUGGUCCAAAAAAAAAACAAGCACAAUAUUGUAACAGAUUAAAAAUGCUGCACAUUUUUAAAACAUGAAUAAAUCUGUUCAGUUUUCCCGACA
Molecule: messenger RNA, 3905 nt
Organism: Solea senegalensis (Senegalese sole)
Lineage: Eukaryota; Metazoa; Chordata; Actinopteri; Pleuronectiformes; Soleidae
Gene: sfxn1
Product: sideroflexin 1
Exons: 11
Coding region: 87-1055 (322 amino acids)
Biological process (GO): monoatomic ion transport; serine import into mitochondrion
Cellular component (GO): mitochondrial inner membrane
Molecular function (GO): monoatomic ion transmembrane transporter activity
Source: RefSeq, a predicted model, not a curated record